GUUUCGGGUCCUGGAAGCCGGCCAACAUCUAGAUUUGGUGCCCCAACCGUGGCAGAAGAGACAGAGGUUCUUAAAGCCGCACCAACCACAAGAAGCCAGCAAAUCCCAUUGGUGGAUGAGCGCGAGGAAGACGAAGAGGAGGCCAUGCUCCGAGAGCUGAAGGAACGUGAGGCCAGGAAAAUGCGGGAUGAGCAAGUCCGCACGGAGAGGAAGGCGGCCGAGAUUGAAGAAGCUGCCAGGUUGGCCCAAAUCAAGGAUGACAAGAAACAGUUCACCUAUGACUCCGAGGGCAAUGUCAUUUGGGUGCAGCCACCGCAAGUCCACAGAUUACCAAGCAACCCAGCGCCUACAUUCCUGUGCAAGCAGGAGGAGGUGUCGCAACAAGAUCUUCAAGUGCAACCGGAGAAGAAAACCGGCCGAACGCGUGAUAAGCCUAUCAAGGCAAAAAGGGAAAGCUCUGUGGAAUUCAAAGACGGCUUCAAAAAGUUCCUUUCGCAGCAGCCUUCCAUGAUCGAGGCUAUGGUCAUGUCUCCUGGAGUCCAGCUGGAAGAGCGGAACAGAACAAAGAAGGGAGAGAAGGUCAAGAGCAACAAGCCUGCGACCAUGUCUAGGAAGGAGUAUGAGGAAAUCUCCAAAGGGGGGGCGCCACUGCGCAAGCAAGAAGGUGGCGACGCCAACGCCUCCAAGCCUACGCCAAAAGCUCAAGCUCUGAAGGGCAGCAGUGGUGGGGUAGUUGCCCUGCCUACAGUAGACGAGGCACCCUUAGAGACGGCAGCUUCGCGAGGUAACCCAGGUCUCAGCGAGUCUGCGAAAAUGGUGCGUUCGGAAGUGGGUUCUGACCUUGUGAAAUUCCAGCCUGCGAAUGUUGCGCGACAAUUGCAACCUGUGCCACCUACCACCAGCAAGCGAGUGCAAACGAAGCGAGAUGCUCUGGGAUAUUCACUAGGCACCCGGGAGCGGCUUCACAUCGAUGCUGGAUCUCGCUUUCCGGGGUGUGCUGCGCAGCCACCUCUGGGUGCAACAAUGGGACACGGACUUGCUCCAAGCACAAAAAAGUACCAGGACUACUUCUUUCCCAGCGCUGCUGGUGCCGAAGUUGCAGAAGAGGCUGUGCAGGUGCCAACAGAGAAGGUCGAUGGUCAAAUCGUCAGCAAGAACCCGCAGCUCAAACACCGGCUCUUUGGAACCCGAUAG
Messenger RNA from Symbiodinium pilosum, 1194 nucleotides. Lineage: Eukaryota; Dinophyceae; Suessiales; Symbiodiniaceae. The record is from the annotation of a GenBank genome assembly.